Molecule: messenger RNA, 2577 nt
Organism: Symbiodinium necroappetens
Lineage: Eukaryota; Dinophyceae; Suessiales; Symbiodiniaceae
Source: the annotation of a GenBank genome assembly
AUGUCUUAUGCGCUCCUUCAGAACACCACCCAAAUCAUUCGUUUUAGAACACGCGCAUGGACGAUACCGAUGCUCACACUUGCGAAGCGCCAGGAGUUGCCGUACCCUGACAAAAUUACCCGCGCAAGCCCAACACAUGGUGAGUACGCUGGACAUGAUAAUGUGAUGUUCGUAUCGCCUUGCAAUGCGGAAGAACUGCAUGCACUGGACAUACCCUUCGGUGAUUUUUUGUUAGAAAAAGCGGCUUUUCUACGCAUGAGUUGCUCAGAGAGGCAGCAGGUGCAAAACUUGGCCUCGAAGGUCGUGGUGGUGUAUAUGAACUUGCGGGAGAGUGGGUAUUUUGGACAUGCCAUCGACAAUGUGCUGCCCCGAGUUUUCGCAGUUGUUGGCGGUGCCAGGCGAUCUGGACAUCGGGUGUCUCUGGUGCUGCCACCUCUCGGACGAAGGUCCAUGAGCGAGAACACGAAGUUGCUCUGCAAGUUUCUGGGCCUGGAGCUGCUUCAACGAGUGCCUUUGGAACCCCACCGAGUGGUCGGGAUUAGUGGGGUUGCCGCCUGGAGCCGAGAGCUUCGUCAAAGCUUCCAGCAGGCCCUCCGAAACUCUCCGCUGCUUGGGCCUCAGCCUGCGGUGACGUGUCGAGAUGGCCUUGCGCCCCUGGCGCCUCUGAGUGGCAAUGCGACGAAUUCCCUCAGCUCCGCCCUGUCGCAGUGCGCGGCCUGCAGCACGGGGCUAAGCCUCAGUGGCAACGCUUCUGCCGGGAUUUUUCUCGGCCGACACGGCGGGACCCGGAAUGCGAGGCCCGUGGAGGGUGCCCAGCUCCUGGAGGAAGCCUUCCGAAGACGGAAGUUUCUUGUUUAUGCAGAUGCUGGUGCGGUGUCCUUGCUGGAGCUUGCGCGGAGUCUCUACGGCAGUUGUCGGCUAGCGGGCUUCUCAGGUACCGCGAUGGCGAAUCUGAUCUUUCUACCGCCAAGGGCUGCGGUGACGGAGUUCAACCCUUAUCUGCUGUAUGCCAACUACUGGCAGUGGUCCUAUGCUUUGGACUACUGUUACUGCCAACUCGCCAUUCCGCAGAGCAUCACCGCGGAAGAGGCUGAGACCUGGUCCUCGAAAGCUUUGGCGGAACCGAACAGCGACGCUCCAGAGCGUCGCGACACCCGGGGCCCAGGUGUCUCCGAAGAGACUCAUUUGGUACACUUCUCUGUUGGGGAACGCCUCGUGUACAGCUUCCGAUGUUUGGAGCAGCGACUUGCUGCAAAGUACAAGGCGCAACCCCAGAUCAGGAAGGUCGUCGUGACUGACGAGCAGGCCCGCGCUCUGCUUCAGCUCUGCACCUGUGCAGAUGAGACGACAGCCGGGUCUUUAGGCAAGGACGCGGAGGACUACGGCGCUGAAGUUGCGCAGCGACUCUUGGAGAGUGUGGUCGGUCAUUGGAAGUCCAAAAGUGCAGAUGCGGUGCUUGCCGAUGCCCAGCAGAAUGACUUCGAGCUGCGACUGAAGGCCUUCAAGACAUUGGGCACCUCUGUGGAAGGCUACGAGCGGGAAGUGCUGUUGGCCUGUGCCCACAGCGGCACCGAGCAGCUGAAGCUUCUCCUGGAGGCCUCGGAGGAUCCGCCCGUCGAAGCUCGGCUUCGCCGCCUGGCGCAGGCGGCCGUGGAAGGCGAGUUGCCGGCAAAGGCGCCUCGGACUCGGAGCGCGCCGCCGGGCGCAGCGCCUUCUUUGGGAGAGGCUUGCAGCGAGGUGGCCACGCUUCACAGGCCCACGCGGCAUGGCUGCGGCUUUUGCAACCAGAUCACUGACGAAGGACGCGAGACGCUCGCAAGGCUUCGUUUGGCCUCGGGGCGAGCCGUGGCUGCAGAGCGCCGGGCUGCCCAGCGAGUACGUGUCGCAGGGGCCCUGGCCGCUUUGUCUGGACUGCAUCUGCGUCCUGUCCCAGAGGAGCUCCGAUCAGAGAAGGUUUGCCUCUGCUGCAAGGAGGAUGGUGGCAAGCUGCUGCUUUUCCCAUGUGGCCACACUGCCCAUGCCGCCUGUUUGGGUCGGAUGAAUGGUCGUUGUCCGGACUGCCAGCUUGGUCUGGAGGAGGACGAGGCUGUGUCACUCGAUGCCCUGCCAUCGAUGACGGGAAAGAGACUCUGCAGAUUCAGCUCGAAGAUUGCUGCGGUUGCCUCAGAGCUGAAGCGCAUCGUUAGUCGCGACGAAGGGAAAGGAACAGCACAAUGUGUGCUUGUUUGCCAGUGGUCAUCUGCUCUGGUGCAGUUGGAAGCAGCUAUCACCGAAGAGGGUAUGACGCCUUUGGUUCAGCGCGCUGAGAGUGCGGACACCCCAGAGGAUGCUGACAAGAGAAUCAUUCUCCUCGCACCCGACUUUGUACAGAAUCUCGGCAAAGCAAGCGUGCAAGCGAUCUGGCGCGAGCGACUGCUGGCCCCCUGCUCCGUGCGCCACGUUCUGAUCAUGAACGUUCUGCACAGUCCUGCCAAGCGCCACGAGUGGGAGAGGAAGAUCCUGGGCUUGGCACGGAUGGAAUCCUCUGUGGGCAUCGUUCCCGCAGUCGUGCUUCAUCGCUUCGUCGUCCGCGGCACG